This is a messenger RNA of Triticum aestivum (bread wheat), 1071 nucleotides long. RefSeq names its product 3-oxoacyl-[acyl-carrier-protein] reductase FabG. Gene Ontology annotation, molecular function: oxidoreductase activity. NCBI's taxonomy places the organism in Eukaryota, Viridiplantae, Streptophyta, Magnoliopsida, Poales, Poaceae. The record is from RefSeq and is a predicted model, not a curated record. Bases 81 to 920 code for a protein of 279 amino acids. The transcript is spliced from 3 exons.
GCGUAACGAAACCAAGACGACCGGCCGGCAGUGCGCGCGCGGUACCAAGCAGAAGCAGCAACCCGGACGGCAAUCGAUCGAUGGCGUCGUCACGGCCGGAGACGGCGGGGGGAGCGCCGUGGAGCAAGCUGCAGGGGCAGGUGGUGCUGGUGACGGGCGCCUCCUCCGGCCUCGGCCGUGAGUUCUGCCUCGACCUGGCGCGCGCGGGCUGCCGGGUCGUCGGCGCGGCGCGCCGCGCCGACCGUCUCCGCUCCCUCUGCGACGAGAUCAACGCGGCCGCCCAAGUCCCCCUGGCGGUGGCCGUCGGGCUGGACGUCGCUGCAGGCGAGUCGUCCGUCGAGGCGGCGGUGCGGACGGCGUGGGACGCCUUCGGCCGUGUCGACGUCUUGAUUAACAACGCCGGAGUCCGAGGAGGUGUGCAUUUGGCGUUGGAUUGCUCGGAGGACGAGUGGGAUAAACUCAUGAAGACCAACCUUAGGGGAGUAUGGCUCGUGGCCAAGCAUGUGUGCAGACGCAUGCGUGACGCCAAGCUGAAGGGCUCAGUAAUAAACAUUUCGUCCACUUCCGGUCUUGAUGGUGGGAUGACACAUGGCUCCGUGGCUUACUCGGCGUCCAAGUCUGCCGUGCACUCCGUCACAAAGGUAAUGGCAUUGGAAUUAGGAGCACAUGGCAUUCGGGUGAACACGAUUGCGCCCGGAAUCUUCAAGUCGGAGAUAACUGCUCCCUUACUGCAAAAGAGAUGGGUGAACGAUGUCUUUUCAAAGAUCCUGCCACUCAAGACAAUCGGCACUCCUGACCCAGCGUUGACGUCGCUGGUUCGUUUCCUGAUCCAUGAAACAUCAUCAUAUAUAAGUGGUAACAUCUUUGUUGUAGAUUCAGGCCUCAUCCUACCUGGUGUCCCUAUAUUCUCAUCUCUGUAAUUUGAUUGCUAGCUCGACCUUUUCUCUACAGUCGAUUUGUGGUAUUCCAUCAAUUAUUGUCCUUUCUUUGCUACCAUUCGCUAGUCCGACAUAUGUAUCAAUGUUCAUGUAUCUGAGCUCAUCGUUGCUUAAAAUAAAGUUGCUGUUUUCA